UUUUUUGUUUUUUUUUUUUGUUUUGGAAGCUUUGAAAGAACUUCGCAAGAUUUCACCUUUCCAAGUUGAGAAAUCUGAAGAAGGAAGAGAUGGGCUGGAUCGAUGAGACAGUCGCUUCUGUAAAAUCCAUUCAAUUACGGCAAGCCCUUCAUCAAACUGUCACUCUUGGUAUGAUUGUUUCAUCUGCACUGAUUAUAUGGAAAACAUUGGUAUGCAUUACUGGAAGCGAAUCACCGGUUGUUGUUGUUCUUUCUGAAAGCAUGGAGCCUGGAUUUGCUAGGGGAGACAUUUUGUUCUUGCAUAUGCCUCGAGACCCCAUCCGAGCAGGCGACAUUGUUGUGUAUAACAUUGAUAAUCGUGAAAUUCCAAUCGUCCACCGAGUGAUUAAGGUUCACGAAAGGCAAGAUACAGGAGAAGUCGAUAUCCUUACAAAAGGUGAUAACAAUGAUGGUGAUGAUAUUCCCUUAUAUGCUCCCGGUCAGCUAUGGUUAAAGCAGGAACACAUCAUGGGAAAAGCUAUUGGAUUCUUACCUCAUGUAGGCUGGGCUACCAUCAUUAUGACCGAAAACCCGUUGAUAAAGUAUGUUCUUAUUGGUGUAAUGGGGUUGCUCGUCAUUACAUCGAAAGACUAGUAACGCAAUGCGGGCGAGAAGUUGAAAACAGACCAUUUUUUUGUUGGAACUUGUUUUGAUCUUUUUAGUUUGCCUGGAACAGGACAUUCUAAGACAAGCAAUACAAUACAGCUUAUGCUCUUAACUUUCACUGAACUAUGGCAAAUAUCUUAACUUCAUGUAUUUCAUUUUACUGCCAAAUGUUGUAAAACACCUAAUUGAUUCAAAGGAAUUCAGCCGUGAGGGUAGAAUCACAGAUACAUAUGAUUGUUGCAAUUAGAACAAUUAAAGAAUGCUUCAUUUUUCGGGAAGUGCAAUAAAAAAAUCUACUACAGGCUACAAUUACAUAAAAAAUAAGGCAAAAAAAAAAAAAAAUGUUCGA
Messenger RNA from Striga asiatica, 993 nucleotides. The record is from the annotation of a GenBank genome assembly. NCBI's taxonomy places the organism in Eukaryota, Viridiplantae, Streptophyta, Magnoliopsida, Lamiales, Orobanchaceae.